ACUCAAACGUAAGAUGACGGACGCAGUUGGUGGACCAGACGAAGCUGCUCGUUUAUGGCGAGUAAACAGGACGAUUCACGAACUCAUCAAAGACAGGGGCUUUCAAGUGUCUGAUGAAGAAAUCGAAGUGGAUUUGGUGACUUUCAAACAACAAUUCGCGAACAGUAGUGGUUCUGUCGAUCGAAACCAGCUCAACUUCUUCGCAACGCACGAAUCAGACCCAUCAGACCACAUUUUCAUUUACUUCUCAGACCAGAAGAGCGUGGGUAUUAAGACGAUGCAGAAGGUUUGUAUCAUCUUGGAAGAGAAGUCCAUUAACAAAGGGAUCGUAAUCUUUCCGGGGACCAUGACGCCGUCGGCUCGCAAGUUCAUCGUCCAGAUGUCCGUCCGAUACCGCCUCGAAGAGUUCUCCGAAUCCGACCUUCUAGUAAACAUCACCCGACACAUCCUCGUCCCCCAUCACGAAGUCCUCACGCCAGAGGAGAAAGACACGCUCUUAGAAAAAUAUCGCUUAAAGGAAACACAACUUCCCCGCAUCCAGCUCGCCGAUCCCGUAGCACGAUAUUACGGUCUUCGAAGAGGCCAAGUCGUCAAAAUCACUCGGCCGUCGGAGACUGCGGGUCGGUACGCGAGUUAUCGUAUAUGCUUCUAGUCUUAGUCUUCUAGCUUCAUGUCGUCGAAGUUCAGAGUAUGAAGUUUUUCGGAGGACUUGACGGGAAAAGGUAAAACGUAUUUGUAUUCGACUCGAGGGUGACUUCUCUAGCUCAGCAUAUUCUUCAUCGGUGUAUUUUCGAUAGAUGGUCCAGUCUUCUCUGAUUUUAACGUCAUGGACAGUAUAGCUUG
This is a messenger RNA of Fomitiporia mediterranea MF3/22, 843 nucleotides long. Its product is annotated as RPB5 subunit of DNA-directed RNA polymerase. The coding region runs from base 14 to 652 and encodes 212 amino acids. Gene Ontology annotation, cellular component: RNA polymerase III complex; RNA polymerase II, core complex; RNA polymerase I complex. Gene Ontology annotation, biological process: DNA-templated transcription. Lineage: Eukaryota; Fungi; Basidiomycota; Agaricomycetes; Hymenochaetales; Hymenochaetaceae. The transcript is spliced from 6 exons. The record is from RefSeq and is a predicted model, not a curated record. Gene Ontology annotation, molecular function: DNA-directed RNA polymerase activity; DNA binding.